Molecule: messenger RNA, 2584 nt
Organism: Branchiostoma floridae (Florida lancelet)
Lineage: Eukaryota; Metazoa; Chordata; Leptocardii; Amphioxiformes; Branchiostomatidae
Product: sodium/myo-inositol cotransporter 2-like
Exons: 15
Coding region: 152-2200 (682 amino acids)
Biological process (GO): transmembrane transport
Cellular component (GO): plasma membrane
Molecular function (GO): D-glucose:sodium symporter activity
Source: RefSeq, a predicted model, not a curated record
ACUAAGGUCAGCCAUUACUCAUUAACCCGUUAACCAAAUAUUUUUGAUACGCCCGGCCUGCCAAAGUGGAUGUAUCCUUGCGACUUGUACAAACGUGGCCCGGUGUGAUACGCCCCCUGCACACCCGCCCCAAGACAACACAGGGGAAAAGAUGGAUUCCGAAGUAACCAGUCCUUCCAUGGAAACUUUCACCAUGGCGACAAACUCUUCUGUCAUUCCGGGUUCUUCCGCCUCCCUAGAUCCUCCAGACAUCGCCGUCUUGGUCGUGUACUUCUUUUUCAUCUUAGGGGUUGGACUCUGGUCCAUGUACCGGACCAACCGUGGGAAUGUGGACGGGUAUUUCCUGGCCGGCAGAGACAUGGUUUGGUGGGCUGUUGGCGCGUCCCUGUUCUCCAGUAAUGUAGGCAGCGGCCAUUUUGUGGGCCUGGCCGGGUCCGGGGCUGCCGGGGGGAUAGCGGUUGGAGGGUACGAGUGGAACGGAAUGCUUGUGGUGCUGAUGAUGGCAUGGCUGUUCCUACCUGUGUACAUUGCCGGCGGGGUAUAUACUAUGCCUGAGUAUCUGAAGAAGCGCUAUGGAGGCAACAGGCUACAGAUUUUCCUCGCCAUUCUUGUUCUCUUCAUCUACAUCUUCACCAAGAUCUCGGUGGAUAUGUACGCCGGAGCGAUCUACAUUCAGCAGUCCCUCGGGUGGAACAUCUACCUGGCUAUUGUGCUCCUUCUGGCACUUUCUGCGGUCUACACUGUAACAGGUGGUCUUGCAGCGGUUAUUUACACAGACACGGCCCAGACUGUCAUCCUCUUCAUCGGAUGCUUAAUACUUAUGAUACUGGCCUUUAUCGAGAUUGGUGGCUUCUCUUCCUUCGUGGAUAAGUACAUGGCGUCCAUUCCUGACUACACAGUGCAGCACUAUCCCAACUACACCUGCGGCAUUCCUCGCGCAGACUCCUUCCAUUUACUCCGUGACCCCGUCAACUCUGACUUCCCCUGGCCGGGAACCGUCCUGGGCAUGACCAUCAACUCCAUCUGGUACUGGUGCGCUGAUCAGGUUAUAAUUCAACGAUGCCUGGCAGCGAAGAACAUGUGCCACGCCAAGGCCGGCGCCAUCAUGUGUUCCUACAUGAAGAUACUACCGAUGUUCCUGAUGAUCUUUCCUGGGAUGAUCAGCAGGUCUUUAUUCCCCAAUGAGAUUGCUUGUCAGACCCCGGAAGCCUGCAGAAGAGUUUGCAACAACCCUGUGAGCUGCACCGACAUUGCCUACCCAAAACUCGUACUGGAACUAAUGCCUACAGGUCUGAAGGGCCUGAUGAUGGCCGCCAUGAUCGCGGCGCUGAUGAGUUCUCUCACAUCCAUCUUCAACAGCGGCAGCACCAUCUUCACCAUGGACGUCUGGAGAAAAGUGCGAAGAAAAGCUACCGAGAGGGAGCUCAUGAUCGUCGGGAGAGUAUUCGUUUGCGUCUUGGUCGUCAUCAGUGUAUUAUGGGUACCCAUCAUCCAGUCUUCCCAGGGUGCCCAGCUGUUUGUGUACAUCCAGGUCAUCAGCUCCUACCUCCAACCACCGGUCACCGUUGUCUUCGUCAUGGGGAUCUUUUGGAAACGGGCCAAUGAGCAGGGUGCUUUUUGGGGUCUUAUGUUAGGAUUAGGGACCGGUUUACUCCGGAUGACACUGGACUUCAUCUACCCGGAACCAGCUUGUGGGGAACCGGACACUCGUCCAGACGUCAUCGGGAACUUCCACUACCUGUACUUCGCAAUCUUCCUCGCAGGGUUCACUCUAAUAGUACAAAUCAUCGUCACGCUUCUGACGCCACCGCCUUCGGAAGAACGGCUUGUUCGCCUGACUUGGUGGACGCGAUUUGAUCACUGUGAGGAGGAAAAUGAGGAAGAUGUAGAACAAGACGAGGACAAGGCAGAGCAAAAGGACUUGCAGCCUGAGAAAGCACAAGAAGAAAAAUCGAGCGACAAGGAGGCCAUGCAAACAGCUGAAGGUGCCCCCAAUGAUACUGCCAGUAAACCGUCCCUCCUCAAGCGAGGCUACCAGUGGUUCUGUGGGUUCUCCAGUGAGCAGUCCGCGGGGCCCACUGCGGAGGAAAAAGUCAUGAUGACGUCAAUCAAGGAACCUCGGACCUGGAGACUAGUGCUCAACAUUAACCUCGUCUUCGUUAUCGCCGUGGCGCUGUUUCUAUGGGGAUUUUUCGCAUAAAAGUAAAAGAUAAAACAGGAAGAGCAGAGUUGCCCGUUGUCCCGCCAGAAAAAAAAGCGAAAUGUCUCCCUGUGUCGAUUUUAGCGUGUAACGCUGAUUACUCAUAAUGUAAUGUAAUUUUUUGUGAUUUGCAUAAAGUAUGGAUGUCAUGAAUAUAUUUACACGUACAUUAACAGUAAACAUGAAAUAGAUACGAUACUAGUAUCCCAAACUCAAGAAUGAAAAACGCACAAACCUACUAGUAUACCGAUAUUUAGACAUUAAUUGUAGACCCCAAGAGAAACAAGGUUACAAAAUGUAAGAUUUCCUAUGGCCUACUACAAUGUACAUGCAUUCCGUAUUUGACAAUUCCAUCAUUUUAAUUAACAGUUUAAAUUCACGCUG